AUGAACAACUCGUUUUAUGCAGGAUACGCUCGUGCCGACAUUCUCAAGAAGCCGAACUUGCUCACGAGCACUGUCACGCUGCCUGCGCGUCCCUCCGCUAAGUCAUCCACACCAGACGACAGCCUACAGACUCCCUACCCCACCGCAUACCGGUGUGUCAAGGCAUUCUUAAAGGUGCUCCUGAAGGCCGAAGUUGAGCUCGAGCCGAAGGAGUCUCGCAAGUCGCUCAUCAUUGAGCUGGGAGCUCAGCGUGUAGUGGAGGAGCUUCGACGUCAGCUGUUAGCGUACUCAUCAGCAAAACCGCCAGCUCUUGGCGGCCGUCUUGGGCUUGAGGGGCCGUCUUGGGCUUGA
Molecule: messenger RNA, 351 nt
Organism: Phanerochaete carnosa HHB-10118-sp
Lineage: Eukaryota; Fungi; Basidiomycota; Agaricomycetes; Polyporales; Phanerochaetaceae
Exons: 1
Coding region: 1-351 (116 amino acids)
Source: RefSeq, a predicted model, not a curated record